Molecule: messenger RNA, 357 nt
Organism: Schistosoma intercalatum
Lineage: Eukaryota; Metazoa; Platyhelminthes; Trematoda; Strigeidida; Schistosomatidae
Source: the annotation of a GenBank genome assembly
AUAAAGAAUAGUCCGUUUACUACGGAUGACGAAUUUAAAAAUGUUGAAGCUGAAUGCAGUUUACCUUUUACGGUAGUGACUGAUAUUAAUGCAUCGUCAUCUAAAGUUUCUAAGAUUAAUUUAGAAACUCAAAUAUGUGAAUUGGAAUCCCAACUGAACGCAGAGAAACGAAAAUCUGAGGAGAAUUUCUUAAGUCGAUGCAAAAAUCCUAUACCAUAUGUGCCUUGCAUCGACUUAAGAACUUCACAAAUGCAUUCGAGUAUUGGUGUUUCAGUAGAAAACUUAUCAUUCCAACUUACAUUCUCCUCAGAUUUUCGUUUCUCUGCGUUCAGUUGGGAUUCCAAUUCACAUAUUUGA